CCCACAAGUUAACAAUAGGAGAUGUAUGCUUAAACUCUGACUGUGGUUUGACUGGGAUCUCCUUUUUAACUUACCAACUUCCAAGCAUUUUUAGCUUUCUAGUUAUUUUUGGAAGCUGGUACUCCUCAAUCUGUUUAAACAUAAAAUAAUGUAAAUUAGAACAAAAAAUGUAAUAAUGGGUACGAAGCGUAGAAAGAAGUUAUUGUGAGGGGUCUGAAUAUGCAAAUGUGUCACUCGCUCGCUCACUCGCUCACUAAGAUGUUAGCAGAUGGAUAAUCCACCCGGAGUCAAGUAUAAUUGGAAGAAGAUCUAUUUUAAAAUACUUACGUUAAUUUAAUAAUGCGUUAUUAUGAUAAUACGUCGUUUUAAGUCUUCUUUCAUUAUUAUUUCUUUCGUUUUUUUAGUAUUGCCAUCACGAUAGGUUGUGUGAUUUUUGGCAUCGUCGUUUAUGUAAUAAUGGUCAAAAUUAUCUUCCCGAAUGAUUAUCCAAGAAUACACACAUCCGGAGGACCAUAUUCCAAUGGUGCAGUAGCAACAGAUUCAGAAGACUGCUCUAAAGUUGGGGCGAAUAUACUUAUAGAUGGAGGUUCGGCCGUUGACGCUGCUAUCGCUUCAAUGUUGUGUGUUGGGGUGAUCAAUAUGCAUUCCACUGGCAUAGCAGGAAGUGGAUUUAUGCUCGUCUAUAAACGAAACACCAGGGAAACACGAAUGAUCAACUUUAGAGAAAAAGCGCCAGGUGCCUCAACCAGAAAUAUGUUUAAAAAUAAUGCGGACCAUUCCAAGUUUGGGGGACGAGCCAUUGCUGUGCCUGGUGAAGUGAUGGGCUACUAUGAUGCUUGGCAGCAAUAUGGAAAAUUACGAUGGUACAGACUCGUUCAACCAGCAAUUGAUAUCGCUAGAAACGGAUUUACGAUUGGGAUACCAGUUUAUGAAGCUGCACAUAAACAAGAGGAUAAAUUGAAAGAAGACCCUGGCCUAAAAGAGCUGUUAUUUGACAAGGAAGGAAGGUUGCUUCGAGAAGGAACUACAAUUACAAAUGAAAAGUACGCAAAGACMCUUGAACAGAUACGUGACAAUCCACAUAGUCUUUAUAAUGGACCCCUGGCUAGGGACAUCAUUGAUGAUAUGAAAGAUGUGGAGCCAAAGGGCUUGCUCCAAAUGGAAGAUCUUAGAAACUACUCGACUGAGAUUGUAAAUGGAUUCUCCCGUAGACUUGACAAUGGCCAUGUUUUACACACAACUCCACCACCCACAAGUGGACCAUUGAUAAACCUUAUUUUAAACAUCUUGAAAGGUUACAAAAUGACAGCAAAAGAUAUUUCCAACGUCAACGACAACGCUUCGUCCCUUGCAUACCAUCGAAUAGCAGAAGCCUUCAAGUUUGCAUCUGCCUAUCGAAGUUUACUGGGAGACCCGGACUUUGUCAACGUCUCAGAGRUCGUGAGAGACCUACUCGACCCCAAAACGGGCGACUUUUUACGGCAGAAAAUAUGGGAUAAUACGACACACAAUGUCUCUUACUACGCCGAGUAUUUCACUAAAGUUGAUUACGGAACCUCUCACUUGGUGGUUUUGGCACCUAAUGGUGAUGCUGUGUCUUUGACCUCAAGCAUCAAUUACAGGUUUGGCUGUAUGUUUCGAUCUAAAAGGACAGGCAUCAUCUACAACGACGGAAUGGCCGACUUUGAUAAUCCUGGGGACAAGAAGAUCAAUGGUAUUUAUCCUUCAGAAGUGAACUUUCCUGAGCCAGGCAAGCGUCCUCUUUCUUCCAUGACUCCAGUUAUCAUUACAGAUAACGAUGGAAAUGUGAAGUUUAUUGCUGGUGCUUCUGGAGGGAAAAAGAUCCUUACUGCUACGGCAUUGACAAUCAUUAAUUGGCUAUGGUUUGAUCGCAAGAUAUCUUCAGCUGUAGAUUGCCCGAGGAUUCACACGCACCUUGUCCCAAACAACACCUUAAUAGUCGAGAAGAAGUUCCCGGAAGAAGUCAAAAAAGGGCUCGAGGCUCGCGGUCACAAAUUACAAGAUUUGAAAUAUUACGCGGCAGUCCAAGCUAUAGAAAAGCGCGGGAAGAAAAUCUACGCUAAAUCAGAUCCACGGAAACAUGGUAAGCCAGCAGGAUAUUGAAGGCGUUCGUUAUCCAGUCUAGCAGCGCUGUGGCGAAAAAGUAAACACGUAUUUCAAAAAAAAGUCGGUUUGGGAUCUGAAGUAACACGAACCGAGUAACUCGCGCUAUGUAAUAUAUUUACAGCUGAAGGACGUACUGUAGUUUCCUUUUAGAUUGGAAUAUGACCUUUGAGAGUAUUAUUAGAAAAGUGAUUUUUCGGAUUUUAGACAAAAAACAUUUGCAUAUAGAUAUGAAACAUUUCAAGCUUUGUACAAGCAAUGGAGUGUGUGCAACUAUGUGACUCAAAAUCCCUCGAGAUAUAAAUAACAAUGAAACAGCCGCCAUCUUGGUUGAUCUAAAAAGAGAAGCUAAUGAGGAAUG
Actinia tenebrosa (Australian red waratah sea anemone) is the source of this 2485-nucleotide messenger RNA. Its product is annotated as glutathione hydrolase 1 proenzyme. Gene Ontology annotation, molecular function: glutathione gamma-glutamate hydrolase. The record is from RefSeq and is a predicted model, not a curated record. Gene Ontology annotation, biological process: glutathione catabolic process. Lineage: Eukaryota; Metazoa; Cnidaria; Anthozoa; Actiniaria; Actiniidae. Gene Ontology annotation, cellular component: plasma membrane.